Lates calcarifer (barramundi perch) is the source of this 6516-nucleotide messenger RNA. It is a transcript of the gene myo1ea, whose product is annotated as myosin IEa. The transcript has 29 exons. The record is from RefSeq and is a predicted model, not a curated record. Bases 294 to 3653 code for a protein of 1119 amino acids. NCBI's taxonomy places the organism in Eukaryota, Metazoa, Chordata, Actinopteri, Centropomidae. Gene Ontology annotation, cellular component: myosin complex; cytoplasm; vesicle. Gene Ontology annotation, biological process: actin filament organization; vesicle transport along actin filament. Gene Ontology annotation, molecular function: actin filament binding; microfilament motor activity; ATP binding.
UUUUUCACAGAGGUCCGAGCUCCGUCUGUAAAUGACCGAGCUGCUGUGAGAGUGAACGCCGCUGACACAGGAACAACUGUCUGCACCAUGGACGGAGGACACCGCUGAGGAACCGCAUCCAUGCUGCCUGGACUUUAUCUGGAAUAUCUCCUGGAAACCUGGAUUUUCUCUCUCUGGCUUUAGGUCAAAGUACCACAGAGUUUCCCAUCUUUGUCUGUGAGACGGUGUGAAGUUGAGUUUCGCUCAGAGGCUGGACUGACUGAUCAGACUGCGGCUGUUGUUGAGGACAGAGGAUGGGGAGCCGGGGCCACUACCGCUACCACUGGCAGAGCCACAAUGUCAAACACAGUGGGGUGGACGACAUGGUGCUGCUCAGCAAGAUCAACGAGGAUGCCAUCGUGGACAACCUCAAGAAGAGAUACAUGGACGACUACAUCUUUACUUACAUCGGUCCUGUGCUCAUCUCUGUCAACCCCUUCAAACAGAUGCCGUACUUUGGGGAGAAAGAGAUUGAGAUGUAUCAGGGUGCAGCUCAGUAUGAGAACCCCCCUCACAUCUACGCUCUGGCAGACAACAUGUACAGAAACAUGAUGAUCGACCGUGAGAACCAGUGUGUCAUCAUCAGUGGAGAGAGCGGAGCGGGGAAAACUGUGGCAGCCAAAUAUAUCAUGAGCUACAUCUCCAGAGUGUCAGGGGGCGGACCCAAAGUACAGCACGUCAAAGACAUCAUCCUGCAGUCCAACCCGCUGCUGGAGGCCUUUGGCAACGCCAAGACCCUGAGGAACAACAACUCCAGCAGAUUCGGGAAAUACUUUGAGAUCCAGUUCAGCUCUGGUGGAGAACCAGAUGGAGGAAAAAUCUCCAACUUCCUCCUGGAGAAGUCACGUGUGGUGAUGAGGAAUCCUGGGGAGAGGAGUUUCCACAUAUUCUAUCAGCUGAUAGAAGGAGCCAGUGGAGAGCAGAAGAGCAGCCUGGGAAUCACCAGCCUGGAUUACUACAAUUACCUCAACCAGUCUGGUUCCUACAAAGUGGACGACAUCAACGAUAAGAGUGACUUCCAGGAGACGAUGCAUGCCAUGGAUGUGAUUGGCAUCUCGGCGGAGGACCGGGCCAUGGUCCUGCAGAUCGUGGCUGGAGUUCUGCACCUGGGAAAUAUCAGCUUCAGGGAAUCAGGAAACUACGCUGCUGUGGAGAGUGAGGAGUUCUUAGCUUUCCCUGCGUUUCUGCUCGGCAUCGAUCAGAACCGUCUGAAGGAGAAGCUGACGAGCAGGAAGAUGGACAGUAAGUGGGGGAACGCGGUGGAGUCCAUCGACGUGACGCUGAACGUGGAGCAGGCGUGUUACACUCGAGACGCCCUCUCUAAAGCCCUGCACUCACGUGUGUUCGACUACCUGGUGGAGUCCAUCAACAAAGCCAUGGUGAAGGAUCAUCAGGAGCUCAAUGUCGGCGUGUUGGACAUUUAUGGGUUUGAAAUUUUCCAGAAAAAUGGAUUCGAACAGUUCUGCAUCAACUUUGUGAAUGAGAAGCUGCAGCAGAUUUUCAUUGAGCUGACUCUGAAGGCUGAGCAGGAGGAGUACGUGCAGGAGGGUAUCAAGUGGACUCCUAUCGAAUACUUCAACAACAAGAUCGUCUGCGAUCUCAUCGAGAGCAAAAAUCCUCCUGGCAUCAUGAGCAUUCUGGACGACGUGUGUGCCACCAUGCACGCCGUGGGCGAAGGAGCCGACCAGACCAUGCUGCAGAAACUCCGAGUCCAGAUCAACACCCAUGAACACUUCAACAGCUGGAACCAGGGCUUCAUCAUCCACCACUACGCUGGCAAGGUGUCGUACGACGCAGAGGGUUUCUGUGAGAGGAACCGAGACGUCCUCUUCACCGACCUCAUUGAGCUGAUGCAGAGCAGUCAAAUUGCCUUCAUCAGAGCACUGUUUCCUGAAAACCUCAACGCAGAGAAGAAAGGUCGACCCACGACCGCAGGCAGCAAGAUAAAGAGACAAGCCAAUGACCUGGUGAGCACGCUGAUGAAAUGUACUCCACACUACAUCCGCUGCAUCAAACCUAAUGAAACCAAGAAGCCCAGAGACUGGGAGGAGAGCCGGGUGAAGCACCAGGUGGAGUAUCUGGGUCUGAAGGAGAACAUCAGGGUGAGGCGUGCUGGCUACGCCUACCGCAGGAUCUUCAGGAAGUUCCUCAACAGGUACGCCAUCCUGACCAAAGAGUCGUGGCCGACGUGGCGAGGAGAUGAGAAACAAGGCGUCCUUCAUCUCCUUCGCUCUGUCAACAUGGACCAGGAUCAGUUCCAGCUUGGUCGCACCAAGAUCUUCAUCAAAGCCCCGGAGUCACUCUUCCUGCUGGAGGAGACCAGGGAGCGUAAGUUUGAUGGCUAUGCUCGGACCAUCCAGAAGGCCUGGAGGAAAUAUGUAGCCCGAAAGAAGUACGUCCAGAUGAGGGAGGAAGCCUCCGACCUGCUGUUGAACAGGAAGGAGAGGCGGCGACACAGCCUCAACAGAAACUUCGUCGGAGACUACCUGGGAAUGGACGACAGGCCCGAGCUGCGACAGUUUCUAGCAAAGAGAGAAAAAAUCGACUUUGCUGACAAAGUCACAAAAUAUGACCGACGCUUCAAGGGAAUAAAGAGAGACUUGAUCCUGACCCCCAAAUCUGUGUACCUGAUUGGAAGAGAGAAGGUGAAACAGGGACCGGAGAAAGGUCAGGUGACCGAGGUUCUGAAGAGGAGGAUUGAUGUGGAGAAGAUCCUGGCGCUGUCACUCAGCACAAUGCAGGACGACUUCAUGAUCCUGCACGAGCAGGAGUACGACAGCCUGCUGGAGUGUGUCUUUAAAACAGAGUUCAUCAGCUUACUGGCCCGAAGGUUUGAGGAGAAAACUCAGAGGAAACUGCCACUCAAGUUUAGUAACACACUGGAGUUGAAGCUGAAGAAGGAGAACUGGGGCUUCCUGAGCGGCGGCGGCUCCCGGCAGGUCGUGUUUGUCCAGGGUCAGGGAGACGUGCCUGUGCUGAAGCCUUCCAGUAAAUCCCUGCAGGUCAGCGUUGGACCCGGGCUCCCCAAGAACACACGCCCAACCAGGAAGAGCUUCACUCAGGUUCGCCCCAAUAUGUCCAGAACCCACCAGAACAUCCCGUCUCGGGCUGCACCAGGACCUCCAGUUGCUCAUCAGAACGGAGGCCUGAAAAACACCAACCACGUAGCCAAUCAGAGGAACUCCCAGCACCACCUUCAGAGACAUCCCUCCUCCAGCAACGCAGCGCGGCCCUUCCUGCCCAGCAACAUCAACCAGCUGAAGGAGCGAGGAGGAAACCGGCCGCAGCCCAACCUGGACUGUCUGAAGGUCCCAGAGCAGGGAGCUGCAGGUAAUGGAGACAGAGGACCAGCUUCAAAUGGAGGAAUGGCCCACAGACCAUCAGCCACCAGGCCUCCACCUGGAGGGGGGCGACCAAAGCCUGCACCCAAACCCAAACCCCAGGUGCCCCAGUGCAAAGCUCUGUAUGCCUACGACGCUCAGGACACGGACGAGCUCAGCUUCAAUGCUGACGACAUCAUCGACAUCAUCAAAGAGGACGCCUCCGGGUGGUGGACCGGACGACUUCGAGGAAAGCAGGGACUUUUCCCCAACAACUACGUCACCAAGAUCUAGGAGCAGCAGGUGUUACAGCAGGAGGAGUAGGAGGAGGAGCAGGAGGAGCUGACAGUCGGAGAGAGAGCAGAGGAGCGCCGUGAGAUUUCCUGAGGAGAGAAACUCACACUUCCUGCCGUUGAUGAUGUAACUUCCUGUUACUCCACCAGACCAAAGACUUAGGCUCCGCUGUAGAGAUGAGACUGUGUGACCCUGGUCUGUCUCCUCCACAGUCCCUCUGAGUACUGAACAAAUCUAUUUAUUGUAUUUAUCUGUGUUCUCCUCACUGUCAGUUAUUUCUCUCUGAGGAUUUGAGCUCAAACAUUUGGAAUGAAGUUGGAUUCAUGUGGGACGAGGCUGUGUCGUCUUUAUUGAAGGUUUGAUCGAUGAAGUGAAGGUAGUCGUCUCAGAGUCAGAGCUGGAGACGCUGCUGUUUUACCAGGUUUAUUUAUUUCGGUGCAGAGCUGUAGAGACUCCUUGGGACAUUAAAUCACUGUGAUGAUUUUAAUGCGUUUAAAAACCAAAGCUCCUCCUGAACAGAGUUGAGAGGACAGUGAGGUAAAGAGGCGACUCAGCUGGAAAACCACCUUUAUCUUUGUAGACACAGAGUAGGGGCCAUGUAUACUGUAAGCUGAGCGGUCUGUGGUGUAUUAGCACUUUAUUGGUACAGGUACUACCUUAGACACAGACGCCAUCACUCGUUCACAGUCAGUGAGUCCAGUCUCUGAAGGACAGAUUGCCAACAAGUCACCGAGGAGGAGGAGGAGGAGUUGUUUACAUGAACUGAUUUAAAAAACAGGCAUUUUCGAUCUGAUUCUGUAUAUGUGCUCAUAUUUAGGAGGACGCCUGUUGUUCUUUAGAUUUUAAAUGAACUUGUUUUAUAUUUUUUCUGAAGGAUUUUAGUAUUUUUUCCUCUUGAUGCUCACAGGGCUGCAGCUGCAGAUAAAUGAUCAUGGUUAUCACAGGGUGAAUGGAUUUCUCUUCUGUCCUGUAGGUGGCACUACAAACAUCUCCUUCAGCUUCUGCUCUCUGCACAGCCUUUGCACUGCUGUUUCAUUACUUACACAUUCCUUAGUAACUUGUUUUUAUUAAGUAACUACAUUAUGCUGAGUCAGUAAAAACAGCUGGAACCUCUGUCAGAGAUCUGCAUCAUCAUCAUCAGAUACAGUUUGAUCUUGGAUGGUUGAAAACAUCCUUGUGCAAUAAAAAACAGUGGAUGAGUCUUUUAAUAAAGCAUGUUGUAUAUUUAACAGCUUUUCUGUUUAAUUAAAGAAAACCAAUGAAAUGAACAAUGAUCCAUCUGAUGCUGAUGUUUAUUAUCAGAGCUGCAGUCCAACUUUAACACUCUAACACCAUCAGGUCAAACUGCUCCAUAAUCUGAUUAUUAACUCUGAAUGUUUGUGUAGAGGCAGAGCCAGUUUUCUGACGUGACAAACAUUUAUAUUCAGAAACUCAGGUGUAAAUAAUGAAGUUAACGAUAUCUGCCACACAGUCACAGUCACAUCAGUAACACCUGAGACUCACCUGAGACAGUCCUGUCUGUUCCUGCACUUUCCUCCGUGGUGCUGUGAGUGAACAUUAAAUCAGACUGAGCAGACGGUCUCUUUAAAUUAGAUUAUAACGUGUAUCCACAGAAUAUUCAGUCUCUAACAUCAUUUCCAGUUUCACUGAACAUGGAGGAGAACUUAGAUUCAGUUUCAGUUUGUGAACGUCACCACACUGUUCCCGUGUGCUUAGUGUCAGAAACGUUGCUCUUCAGUUUCUUCUCUGUCUCAGUAAAACCUCUCCAGUGUUACCUCGGUGCUUCAGGUCCCCCCUGUGGCUGCAGUAGGAACUGCAGCUGUUGAUCCUCACACACGAAACACUGUCUCAGCAUAGUUCUCAGACGUUUUACAGCCGCCUGGUCUGUGUGAACAGCCUCAGUGUGAGUCAGUGGAUGUUAGUUUCACAGACUAACUGUCCUGUGUUGUUUCUGAUCAGUCAGUAUAAACGUUGGUUCUUCUCCACAACUUUAACGCUUGAGGGUUUAUGGGGGUAAAUAAAGUUCUUAUUUUGAUGAAGUUUCAUCAUCACUUCACACUGUUUUCACUGAGAGAAAAUACAGGUUGACCUGCACAUAUACAAUAUAACUAGUUUAUUUUUGAAAUGAGUCAAGAAAAACAAUCGACCACUGUGAAGAAAAGCUGCACUAAAACAGGUCUUCACCUGUGUAUCUGCUCUAAAUCAAGCAUCCUCUGAGGAAAUAAAGUAAUUAAUAUAUAAAAAACUAGAAUGGAACUGGAAAUGAUCAUCUCAGAGGAUAAAAGAGAACUUAUCCUAUUAAAUAAUGAAUUACUUUUCUGUGUUUUCCACUGUUUAUACAUAUUCUAAAUAUAUUUCAUUAGAAUGAGACUGUUUACAAUGAAACUCAAUGAAAACUCAUCACCUUAGUUUUUAAAAGUCACUGAUCCAGUAUCACUGGUUUAUUACUGAGUAAAACAUUUCAGAGCAACAUCAUGUUUCUUUUUUUCAGAGGACUUUGGGUCAAAUAUUUUAACUCUUCAGGUGACUGUCAGUGAGGAUGAGCUUCAUCUCUUUAAACUUACUCAUUCAGAUUAUAUAGAAAUAAUAAUCUUCAUGUUUUCACCUUCAUAAAAUAAAAAGACCCAUCACUCAAGUCAGAUGUGUGAUUAUCAGAGAGGAUACCAAGGAGAAGACGGCGUUUAAGAGUUAUCCAAGUUUAUUAAUAUUAUUUUUUAAAACUAAUAUAAAUCCCACAGAAUAUGAUCCUGGUGCCUUUAAGUCAAUGAAUGCAUGGAUACCUGCUUUAAGUACUGCAUUUCAACACUCCAUCCAAAAUAUCUUUUUUUUUCUUUUUUCAUGUUGAUCAGAGUGGAAAUACAUG